Tauraco erythrolophus (red-crested turaco) is the source of this 1387-nucleotide messenger RNA. The record is from RefSeq and is a predicted model, not a curated record. Lineage: Eukaryota; Metazoa; Chordata; Aves; Musophagiformes; Musophagidae.
UCACUGAUGGGAUCACCAAUAAACUAAUUGGCUGCUACGUGGGUGACAUAACAGACGACGUCGUUCUAGUCAGAAUCUAUGGAAAUAAGACCGAGCUCUUAGUAGAUCGAGAUGAGGAAGUGAAGAGUUUCCGUGUGUUGCAGGCUCAUGGCUGUGCGCCUCAGCUAUACUGUACUUUCAAUAAUGGCCUGUGCUACGAGUUCAUGCAGGGAGAAGCACUGGAUCCAGAGCAUGUAUGCAAUCCAGAUAUUUUCAGACUCAUUGCCAGACAGCUUGCUAAAAUCCAUACUAUUCAUGCACACAAUGGAUGGAUCCCUAAAUCUAAUCUGUGGCUGAAGAUGGGAAAAUACUUCUCUCUCAUACCCACAGAAUUUGCAGAUGAAGAAGUAAAUAAAAGGUUUUUAAGUGACAUUCCAAGUCCUCAAGUUCUUCAAGAAGAGAUGGCCUGGAUGAAGGAAAGACUGUCAAAUUUAGGAUCACCAGUGGUACUCUGUCACAAUGACCUGUUGUGUAAGAAUAUCAUUUACAACAAGAAACGAGGUGAUGUGCAGUUCAUAGACUAUGAGUACUCUGGAUACAACUACCUGGCUUAUGACAUUGGAAAUCACUUCAAUGAAUUUGCAGGAGUAAAUGAGGUAGACUACAGCCUUUAUCCUAACAGAAAAUUACAGGAACAAUGGCUGAGAUCUUACCUUGAGGCCUACAAAGAAUAUAAAGGAUUUGGCACAGAAGUCAGUGAAAAAGAAGUUGAAGUUCUGUAUGUCCAAGUGAAUCAAUUUGCACUGGCUUCCCACUUCUUUUGGGGGUUGUGGGCUCUAAUCCAAGCCAAAUAUUCCACCAUUGACUUUGAUUUUCUGGGGUAUGCAAUUGUUCGCUUUAACCAGUAUUUCAAAAUGAAGCUGGAGGUCAUGACAUUAACUCUUCCUGAGUAAUGAAGAGGAAGAAACUUAUGAAGUGGAUAGACAACCCCUGAAUCUUUUCUGAGAACAGAUACUGGAAAAAAGCUAAACAUUUGUUGAAGUUCUGUAAUGCUCACUUGGUGGUUCUUGCUUUAUAAAUAAUGCCUCUAAACAGUCCUUCAAUGUUAAAUUUAAUAUGAAGAGCAUACGUACUGCUGUUGAUAUAAAACGGAUUAGAAACUUGCUAAAUCUAUAAAAAGUUGUAGAAAUGGCAAUUUAAUCCUUUGUAAUUUAACAUAUGUUGUAUGUGAAUUAUUUAUUAUAAGUUUAACAUGAUUCCAUUGCUGCUUUCAUCAGUUUUUGUGAGAGUUGGGUGCAGACAGUGAAGUUGUUCCAAAGGAUUUGUUUAACAACUUAUUUUAUUGAAGUUGCAUUAACUUAUAUUAAAGAAAACAUAGUCAGAGAAUAUUAACCUUUUAGAUGUAUAC